CUCAGUGGGAGUAUGAUACCGGUACAACUGAAGCAGCAACCAAACCAACUUAAAAACUACCAUCGUACGGCACAAGGUAGUCUACGUUCAGUAUGUGGAGAGGAUUUAAAAGAGAGAUUUCCAGGAUCCCCCUCCUUGCUGGGUCUGCUGUUGCGGUGGGGGGUGUGGUUGCAGCAGAGCAUGGCUACAGUGAUGUCAAUGGAGUAGCAGACACCUACAUUGCUGUCAUGCUAGCCGCUAGGAACUUGGAGGACACUAAAGAUCAACAUCUCAAGCCCUGGAUGCAACGCCAGCUUACCGCACUGGAUCGACGCCUGCAGUGGAGUUUGAAGAAACAUGAGCAACUGCACAAGUGGAUCAUUCCUUCUUCUGACAACUUGGGCUGGACCGUGUAUCGCUUGGAAUGGAUGGCAGCCAAUCUGUGAGGCUUGGCCUAUCACCUGGAUUCAACUUUUAGCCGUCAAGAGGGCGACGAGAAGAAGACGAGGGACUCGUUCGACAAGGAGAGUCAGGUUCUGUAUGACACAAAAGUGGAUGAAAAUUACUUGGAUCCGGCCCACACAACCAGAGUCCAUGCUCAAUUGGACGCUCUGUUACCUGGAAAUUGUGAAGAACCACUGCACCAACGGCAUGCCCAAUUUCAAUCUCACAUCAUGAUUCCCAAGAAAUCAUAUGAACCUGUCUAUCGUCAAUUGGUGGACGAUAUUCUGGAGACCUGCCAAGCUUGGAUGCCGGAACUCCAAUCUGCCCACCUGAAGCAGCAGUAUAUGGAUGACGCCAAAGUCUCCUGCGAAGCCUGGGUUGAGCCGGAUCGGGAUGCUGCAGCAGGAGACUCCAAGAUGGUGGUCAACAUUGCCAGAGCGAUAUCUUACGACAAAGCUCAGCAAUUGGCGGUUCAUGAAUUGACGCAUCAUAUCCAGGUUGUGCUAAUGGAACAUCACCUGUACGACAAGUGCCCUGAAAUGAGAGUAUCUCCAGAGAUGGGACCCAUGGGAGUUGUCCUGGAAGGAGGCGCGGAAGCCAUGGUGGAGUUGUACUUCAAUCUGGACGCUGGCGGAGUGGUCAGUCGAGCCCAAGAUCUAGAAAAGAGACUGCCUCGUCACGGUCUUCGGAGACUGAACCUGACCCCUGCAAUCAUCUUGGAGAUUGAACGCCUCACUUGGUUUGGACUCUGGCCUACGAUUAUUCGAAUUGCUCGUGACUAUCAGAAUCGCUCGAUCAUCCACAAUAAGGACGAAUGCGAACGGCUAAUGCUGGAGCAAGCCCUCAAACGGCACGAUUCUUGGCCCAACGCCGACUUUUUCGACGAAGUUGGCGCUUAUACGUUGGGAUAUGGGUAUUGCAAAGAACUGAUUCUUGAGUAUUGCAAAAAGGAGGCCAUGAGGAAUGAUAGAUCGGUCUUGGAGGAGUUCAUUCGCUUCAUGAAGCAGCCACAGCUGCCCAGUCGAAUGCAAAAGACAAUUGCUGGUUAAGGGAAGCACGCAGAGACCAAUGUAGUAAUAUGUAUUUAUUACAAGGAUGGAUUUUGACUAAUAGACACGUUUGUUCUUUGUUUAUCGCAUAGGAAUGAGUAACUUUGACCACUUGGUUGACUUUCGUUCUCAAAGGAGGUUACGUUGAGCCCUGCAUGGCACCAUGCGUCAAAGAUACUUCUUCAAAUGCAUUCUUCGCCACCGUCAUCAGGUACUUCUUGGAUGUCUGGUUGAACGCCAUGACAGUGCACAAGUUCUCCAUAGGAGCCCUGGUCAUGAAGGCGUCACAUCACAUCGGUACAAUAACCAAUGUUGGCGACAAUCUCCCCGAACAAACAAUUAACGAGAGGCGCGAACCGAAUAAAGAAGAAGAUCAGCC
This is a messenger RNA of Seminavis robusta, 1851 nucleotides long. The record is from the annotation of a GenBank genome assembly. NCBI's taxonomy places the organism in Eukaryota, Bacillariophyta, Bacillariophyceae, Naviculales, Naviculaceae.